CGUUUUUGUGGAUGAUUCUCUUUUCGUUCGAUGAUAAUAAGUGGUAAAAGUGGUCCUUGUCGUCCAUGGAAUCAUCUGAGAAGCAAACUCCCAGGUCUAACAAUGCAUUUAAAAACAAGCCUGGGCGAGGUCGAACCACUUCACAUGUCAACAGGUCUAGUGGUAGAACAAGUCGUUCAAAAGCUAGUAGACGUUCAUCUGUAAACUCAAAGAAAAAGUAUAAUGCUAGGUGUAGUAGAGGAAAAGCUUAUGCUAAGGUGAUUACUAUGUUUAAAUAUUCAGUGAUGUAUACACCACAGUCGUCUAAUAACUACAAUCAACUAAGCCAGUAUGUUUUUGUGUUUGCUGGAACAUUUAAUGGAACUCACUAAUUCAAACUAAAUCUCAACGUAGAAUUCCCAAUGGUCAUAUCGCCAGCUGUUCUACUGCUAUGUACAGGUUAAAAUGCAGAAGAACUUCACAGGCCGUAUAUGUUAAUAAACGACCAUAUAGGCGUCGUAUUCCAGAUGUUAAUUCUCAGGCAGAUAAUUCUUCAAAAGAUGUUUUAUCGCAAACUAACUCUGAGUUGAAUAUCAUUCCAAUUGACGAGAACCCAGUCGAACAAGUUCAACGGAUCAUUUCUAGCAAACCGACAAACCUCAAACGAAAAUACACUCGACGCAAUUCAUCGUCAAGAUUUUUUAAUACUAAGAAACUUAAUGUCAAAAGUACACAGUUUAACUGUGCUAGCUCAACCGUUGAUUUUAACAAUUUGGCCAAAAAACAGGAAUCAUUUAUACGGGCUUUUGCUAUCCCAACACACUUAUAUCGGUAUCUUUCUCAUCGUCAUCGUGAUCGUCCAUUGUAUUUGGACCGCAACCUCAGUUAUUUGAUGCCAAAUUCAUCCCGUAAACAGUCGGCCGGUUCACGUCGAAGUAUAAACCGAAUUGUAGAACGUCUAAUUGAAAAACGAAACAAUUGUAAACGAAAUGGUGAAUUGAAGGAUUCCAGUAAUUACUUAGAAUCGAAUUCGUCUUCCUCUUCCAUUACUUCCGGUGAAUGGCCUCAGGAGUUAGAAUUAGUUUUUGAAGGUUUUUACGAUAGUGAAAAAGAAAUGGAUUGGGUCACCGUGGACGCUUCGGUUAGUGUUCAUUUACGCUUUGGAUGGGCAUGGCGUCGUAAACUAUGCCCAGAUGAUACCAUUUUAAAUAUAACACCCAAUUCAAUUCGAAUGAAUUGUUACAGUCAUUCAACUGGCUACGCUUCCCUAGUUAACUCACCACCACCCACUUCAAAUAAUAAUAAUAAUAAUAAUAAUAAUAAUAAUAAUACUGCUACAACAAAUACUACUUAUACCACUUGUCGUUUCUCUUUAACCGAUUUAAUUAAUCAAGUUAAGUGGAAUACAUCUAGUGGUCGUUUAACAUCUGCUCAAUUAGAAUUACAUGUUUCCGCCACUGAACGACGUUGGUUAAAACGUCCUGAUCUAAGUCAUGGAGCUGUUAGUUUGAAUGGAAUUACUUCAACUAUUUCAAAUAAUUUAACAAAUCAUAUUACUAAUCAUAUGAAUCACAAUAAUAUUAAUAAUACAUCCCAAAAUUCAUCGAAAGCUGUCAAUAUUGAUGGGAAAAGUCAUGUCACAUUUAUCAAUGGUAAUCCAUUGCGUAAAGGAGGUUUAAGUUCAAAUUCCUAUCCAGUUCAAUAUGCAACAGCUCCAUUGCCUUUGAUCAUAUCUUCAAUUGGCUUCGAUAGUUCCAGUACUGGUCGUCAACUGCUUUUGACUCCUGGUUUAUAUGAAUUACGCCUUGGUGUAGACACGUCCGACGCUAAUGGUGGUAACAGUGGUAGCAGUAGUAGUAGUGGUAAUGGUGGACUGAUGAAUAAAGUUGUACCAUUAAAAUGCUUAGAUGACAAAAUAAGUGAAAAAUCUGUUGUUUCAGCUAACAACGAUCAAGUAGGUGACUCAUGCUCUGGCCAAGUUGAAUGGAGGCGUAUUCGGUUUCCUAAUUCUUCCACAGCACUCGACGAGUAUUCUCGAUGGCCCCGUCUUCGAUUUUCUGUCGUAUGGCAUAAUAAAUCGGAAAAUAAUCAGGUCACUUCGCCUAGCAGAUCAAUGGAAACUCGAAGACAAGAUAAUUCGCAUACACAUACAGAAGGUCGAUCCUCACUUACACGUUCCAUGACGAAUUCUCAUAAUCGAGAUGUAAUCAAGUCGCAAAAUCAGUCCGUCACACCGCAAAGCCAAACAGUUUUAAAAGAGUCUUGCGAUUCUUCUGUGUAUAAAGAUUCAACUGGUUUAGAUAGAUGUCUUUCCAAUCGUGUGCAACAAAGUCUUUCUGUUCAUUUGGGAUCAGAUAUUGACAAGCUCACACCUAAAAAGACGCUACCUAUAAUUCAUCCAAUCAUAUACGGUUUUGUUUUCGGGGGUAAUUUACAACAGUGGUCUGAAUCUACUGAUCUUGUGUGUCCAUGGUGCCACCUUGAUUGUUCCCGUGCUGGUGAUAAGGGUCCUCAAGCCUUGAUUCUUCAUCUUCGAACUUGUCAUCCAAGAUUUCGUUUCAAAGUUAUAUGGAAUCCAUCACAUACGCAAUUAAGCCUACAAGUUUCAUUAAAUGAAGCAUAUGACGGUUCAAAUGAUUGUGGUAUACGUAGAUGGUGUCUGAGCGGUCGGAAUGUUCUCAUUUUACGGCGACAUACUAUCCCAUCGUCAGGUCAGUUAGUCGGUGGCUGUGCUGCCGUUGGUAUAAAUAGUAAUGCUAAACAGUCAGGUCGUCAUUCUACUUGUCCACCAUCCCUGAUUGAAGCCACUGUUCGAAUUCGUUGUCCUAUACGACGAUUACCGUACACACAUUUGAUAUUUUGGCGUGGCGCUGAAUUGUCAGCUGAUCAGUUACUUGACCCUACAUUAUCUGUCCGACCUAUGGUUACUGGACACAAUCGUAUUUAUUACCAUACGCGUACAUCUCAACCUGUUCGUGCUUGUGAAUUCGAUGUGGACUCUGAAGCAGAAGAUGCUCCAGUCUGGCUUCGUCAACAUUAUCAGCGCAAGGUGGAGGAAUUCACCGAUGUAAAUCCGGGUGAAAAACAAAUUAUGCAAUUGUGGAAUUCCCUACUUCUGUCCAUUCGUCCAUCUAAUUUAGUAGUUUGUGAUAGUCAAGUAUUAACAUUAACUUGUCAAUUUAUUCAUCAACAUAGUCGUUGGAUUCAUAGACGACGUUUACGUACUAAUCUAUUAUUACAUUUAGUAAAUCUUGUUGAUUAUGGCUUAUUAUCAUCUAGUCAAUUACGUCAAUUAAUGUUAAUUUAUGAUAAACAUGUACAAGAAUUAAAUGCUAUCAAUAAUACACCAAAGAAUAAUAAUAAUAAUCCGAUGAAUAAAAAUACACAACCAUCAUCAUCUUCUUCAUUGAAUAAUGCUUCAACAAUGAUGACAACAGUGACAACAACAACAACCACAGCAACAACAUCAGCAACAGCAUUAACAUCUGAAGUGAAAUUAGUCGUUAAUCAUCAUGUUAGCAAUAGCAAUACUAAUCAUAAUCAUCAUCAUAAUAAUAAUAAUGAUAAUAACAACAAUACUAAUGUCAAGUCACAACCGAUUAUUCCACGUCUUCUUCAAAUGUUCUCUUCAUCUUCAUCAUCUAAUUCCUAGUGUGUAAACAAGUUGAUGCAUAUACAUACAACACACCUAUUUUUCUCAUUCAUUCUCAUUGUAUCUCUGUGUCCAUGUUCGUGAUAUUUAUAUGAGAAGUCAAAGACAAUAUGUGUAUGUGUGAAUCAAUGCAUUUUUCUUUUUUGUUGUUUACUUGCAGAUAUAUUAAUUUUCCGUAUAGGCCAAACAAAUUGUUUUUGGAUUUUGUUUUUUUAAAAAUUUCAUUUUUUUAACGGCAAAUUCAGCAAUCAUUCUCACAGUGAAUAUGUCCGUGCACGUACUCCUUCAUUUCUUAGAAAAAUUUGCUCAAUUCUUUUCUCCAGUUUUCACCUCUCACAUAUGUGUGUGUGUGUGUGCGUGUUCGCGGUGUGCGCGCGCGAUGUAUAUGUAAUAAUUGAGUCAUAUAAACUUCAACACCUUGUCUUUUUUUUCUAAUUGUUUUGUAUCUAAUCAGUAAAGAAUUCCUAGAUUUUACAUAUUCCCAGGAUUCAUAAAAAAAAAUGUACGUACAUACAACCGUGUACAACUACUAUGUAACGACAAUUUAUUUGCUUUAAUUUUCUGUGGUGUGUAUACAAAAUUGUUUCUUCUCCACACUCCAUCAUUGUCCAUUUAUAUUCUUAAAUGCUUCCUUCUCUUAAACCAUAAUUCAUGUGCAUAUAUAGAUAUAUGACGCAGUAGUACAUGUAUUAUUUGGUUAACCGUAAUAACAAAAUCCAAAAAAGUAUGUGCCUUCUUAGAAUUGAUGAGUUUUUAUGAGAGAAAAAAAUGAACAGUUAUUUCAUAUUAUUAUUAUUAUUACUAGUAUUUCUAGUAUUA
Molecule: messenger RNA, 4450 nt
Organism: Schistosoma turkestanicum
Lineage: Eukaryota; Metazoa; Platyhelminthes; Trematoda; Strigeidida; Schistosomatidae
Source: the annotation of a GenBank genome assembly